Amphimedon queenslandica is the source of this 1915-nucleotide messenger RNA. RefSeq lists its product as uncharacterized. The record is from RefSeq and is a predicted model, not a curated record. Lineage: Eukaryota; Metazoa; Porifera; Demospongiae; Haplosclerida; Niphatidae. Bases 1 to 1665 code for a protein of 554 amino acids. The transcript is spliced from 7 exons.
AUGAGCAGUAAUAACGAUAGGGAGUGUGGGGUGACUCAGGACCUUGUUUAUCUGCGUUGCUGGAAGAGAGAGCACUCAAAGAGACCUUCGUUCACUCAAGUCAAGGAGAAAUUAGUAGAAAUACAAAAGACAGAGUUUCUGUACACUUCGGAUGAAGAAUUCAAAUCACUUCAAUCAACUUGGAAGAAGGAAGUCAAGAUGAAAUUUAAUGAUCUUAAAAAAGUCGAAUCGGAAGUUGAAAACAAAGAGAAACAUUUGAUACAGCAAAUGAAACUGCAGGAGGAAAGGGUAAUAGCAAUGAAGAAAAAUUUAGAGGAGAAGGAGCAAAGUCUUGUGGAUAUGAUGGAUAAAGUUCAAAAGCAACUUGAGAUCAUUGCAAGAGAGAGGGAGAAAAGACCACCAAGAACAAAGAAGUUUUUUCCCCGUAAGAUGCUCGAGUGGUUAACAAUGUCAUCAAGAGAGCAAAGACGCGCUAAAGCUACUGAUAAUAAGCUACCAAGCAAAACUAUUGAACCGAUUGGGCUCGAUCCACAUAUGAUGAGAGGGAGUCACCGCUCAUCUCUGCCAGUCAUUCAUAAGAGACAGGGAUCUGAUGUUUCUUCAGAUGCAUCAGACUCUGUGUUCCAAAGGAAACCACUUCAGAAAAGAGGCUCAUCACUGAGACAGUCUCGUAAAGACUUUGAUGAAGCUGAUUAUGAUUUGAGAAUAAGAUCAGACAGCGAGCCACGCAAAGCAUAUGGCUCUUAUGCUUUACCCCCUCCACCAAGUUAUGAGACCAACAAUCCGACCAGUUUAGCUCCUCCUAAAGUAGUCCCACCCAAACUAGGCGGAGGACCAAUAACAAUCAGUCCGAGAAGGUCUUCUGAUCGUAGUCCAGUUAUUAGUCCAAAGAACCUCUCUAGGUCUGAUUCAGCUCAGUACUCUCAGGACUCUGGUAAUAGCAUGAGCUGCUCUGAUCCUUCGGGUGGGAGUAAUGAAGUACCCAAUCUUAUAAACUUUGAGGCAUCCUCAACAGUAGUCCGCCAAGAAAAAAGAUCAGUGGCCGAUGAAUAUGAUCCUUUAAAAAACGAUAGUUGGGUCGGGACCCCUACAAAGCGAAUAACAGGAGUAGUAUCCACUACAUCCAUGGACUCUUUGUUCAGCGAUACUUUUAACUCAAUGACUACAACCGCCAGUGGAGGAGGGUUCUCUAUUUCUCCAGACACUAACCAAAUUUCACCCCGCUCCUCACUUACAGCGUCUACAACCAUCGUCAGGAGCAACAAGCCCCUCCCUCUAUCCGAUCAAGCAGCAUUCAUGCAUCAGAGCUCCCUCCCUUCCUCUAACACUUGCCCCAGUCCAAGUAUUGCUAGACCACGCCCCCGUAGUGCUCGUAAUUCUGUAGAUCCUACAGAUAAUAUUAGUGCGCCUGCAUCACGUGCAAUGACUCCUAAAUUAUCCCGUUCCUCACCAAGUGGUUCUGUACAUAGCCUACCACCUUUUAAUGCUUUCCAUGAUACUGAUGUGAAUGAUUUUUAUCCAUUCUUUUCCGAUAGUUCAAAUAGCUCUAGUCUCUAUGAGUUCUCUAUGUUUGAGGAUACGGUAGAUGAUGGUCUUACUAUGAAAUUUAAUAUCGAGUCUUUUAGUCCACCUAGCCUUGAGCCCACAGUGCCUCCAUCAUCAUGAAAUAACAGCUAGGACAUUAGACCAUUUAUUAUUAUUAUUAUUAUUAUUAUUAUUAUUAUUAUUAUUAUUAUUGUUAUCAUUAUGCACUCACUCAAUGUAUCUAUUUUGUGUAUUGUGUGUAGAUAUUUUAUGUCAUCAAUUAAUACUGCUACUGUAAAUGUCAUAAUAGAGACUAAUAUUUAAUGCAGACUGAUAAGGCUCAUCCACCAACGAGCAAUGUUUUGGUUAUAAAGUAUUUGUUAACAUGUAA